AUGGCAUCAUCAUCGAAUGGGAAUUCAACUGAAUCAGAAAAUGCUGUAUCACCUGGCGUUUCUAACGCAAAACGCAGCGGAGUUUGGAUGUGGUUCAAAGAAGAUGAGGAAGAUAAAAACAAGGCCAAAUGCAAUCUAUGCAGCUCCCCAAUUUCAUGCGGAACUGAAGAUAGGAGAAGUACGUCCUCAAUGAAAAGGCAUCUUGACGCAAGACAUAAAAAAGAGUUCAAACUUGCAUUUCCAAAAGACGACGUGGAAUUUGAAGAGAAAGAAAUGGACGUCGCAUUUACUUCCGCUGCUAAAAGACCAAAAAUGACGCAACAAACUAUUGAGGAAAGUUUGCAAGCCACAAAACUGUGGGAUAUCAUGGACCCUCGGGCAGUCAAAAUUCAUUAUGCCAUCGGAGAGAUGAUUGCUGUUGACGUUUUGCCAUUUAAUAUUAUGGAUAAAAUUGGCUUCAACAAUUUUUCAUCAAUAAUUCAGCCACGCUAUAAGGUUCCAGGUCGGACGUUCAUGAACACGAAAAUCGUACCAGAUAUAUAUGCACGCUCCAGACAAAAAAUUCAAGAAGCGGUUGAUCAGGAACCUUGGAUUUCCUUUACAACAGAUAUUUGGACUAGUUCAUGUAACAAUUUCAGUUUCAUCAGUUUUACCGCUCACUUGAAUUCGGAAAGUUUUUCAAACCACCAUGUCGUCCUGAAUUGCAAAUAUUUUCCGGGCAGUCAUACGGGCAGUACUAUCGAAGGAAUUUUAAAUGAGAUCUUGUCUGAGUGGAAUAUUGAAAAAUCUCGCGUUCAUCUCCUGGUCGCGGAUAGUGCAGCAAAUAUUGUCAAGGGGAUAAACAAUGCAGAUCUCGCUCUGGUGCCAUGCUUUUCUCACAAAAUUCAGCUUGCGUAUCAGGACUCAAUUCGGGCUCAGAAAACUGUCAACGAUCUCAUUUCAAGAGCAAAAAAUAUCGUUUCAAAAUUCAACCAAUCGCCAAAAAAUUGUGAACUUUUGAAGGAUAAACAGAACGAAGCAGGACUGAUCCCUAAAAAAUUACUGCAGGAUAUAGCGACGAGAUGGAACUCCACAUUUUACAUGUUAGAAAGGAUGAAUGAACUCAAACAGUUCAUUGGGGCUCUCUCUACGGAAAUAAAAUUCGUGAUCCCCAAUGUGAAGACUCUGUUGAGAUAUUAUGGAAAGCAAAACCAAAUGGAUUUAGGACUAAAAACAUUCAAAGCUGAGCUCCUUAAAAAUUUGAAAAUUCGAUUCAUGGAUUUGCAAGAAUUAGAUGUAUAUGCAUUUGCUACUUUUCUUGAUCCCCGAUUUAAAAUUAAGAUGUUUGAUGUCACCAGCCAUGAUAUUAUGAAGUCAAAAUUUACGAAGUUCGUAGUGGAUACCGAACUUGGUGAGCCCCAUAUGGAAACACAACGGAAUCCACAAACAAAGAGCACGCCAGAUUAUCAGGGACCACUCAAUAUUGCAGAUUAA
Molecule: messenger RNA, 1473 nt
Organism: Folsomia candida
Lineage: Eukaryota; Metazoa; Arthropoda; Collembola; Entomobryomorpha; Isotomidae
Product: zinc finger BED domain-containing protein 4-like
Exons: 5
Coding region: 1-1473 (490 amino acids)
Molecular function (GO): DNA binding
Source: RefSeq, a predicted model, not a curated record